Drosophila sechellia is the source of this 1586-nucleotide messenger RNA. Its product is annotated as E3 ubiquitin-protein ligase RNF181. Lineage: Eukaryota; Metazoa; Arthropoda; Insecta; Diptera; Drosophilidae. The record is from RefSeq and is a predicted model, not a curated record. Gene Ontology annotation, biological process: protein ubiquitination; interstrand cross-link repair. Gene Ontology annotation, cellular component: nucleus. Gene Ontology annotation, molecular function: ubiquitin-protein transferase activity. The transcript is spliced from 2 exons. Bases 121 to 615 code for a protein of 164 amino acids.
AUGAGACAACUCUUUCCUAUUCUAUCACUUCGGCUCUGUUAUAAAAAUAAAUAAAAAAUAUUGCUUAAAAUACACGAAAAUACUCCCAUCUCAGUGAAGAUUAAGCCAACCAACUGCGCAAUGGAUUCCAUUCUGGUUGAAGACGAGCAUACGAUUGAGGAACUGAUUAAGGAGAGGGACGCACUGCUGCAGCAGCUUCAACUAGAGGUGUCCAAGAACGAGACACUGUGUCAACAAGUUCUGGAACAAGAUAUGUCUAUGGAUGUCGUCGUUGGUUGCCACCUACAGGAGCAGGCGGCCAGGAACAAUAAUGUCAUCUCUGAGCUUAAACGGCAAAUAGAUUUUGCCAACGAAGCAAUGGACAAGAUUCGGCAGAGUAAUAACUGCUCCAUCUGCUUUUCACCUUGGGAGGCGGAGGGAUCCCACCGUAUCGUUUCUCUAAAGUGCGGCCAUCUCUUCGGGGACAGUUGUAUCCGCAUUUACUUGGGUCACAGAAGGGAUUGCCCUAUUUGCAAAAGCAUGGCGGAGCUUGAGGAUCUGCGAUACCUCUAUGGCAUCUCCGUCCUUCACGCAGUCGCAUCGGAAAAUCUCGCAACUGUGAGAGGGCAAGAAUAGUUCAAUUAUUACCUGUUCUUAUAAUUUGGUGUACUCCAUGUUUUUAGAGCACUUGGUCAUUAACAAUGUAAAGAAAUCUUCAAAGUAUUUGAAAAACGAACUUUUUGUUUAUAAGCAAUUUUAAGUUAGUUACUAUUUUAUAUGCGAAAGACCACGGCAGGUUGGGUUUGGUUCGGUGUGCCCCCUCCAGACACAGUGUGUUAUUUAUUUUGCCCAUCGAGUCAAUACAGCAUGGAAGUCCACAAUAUUCAAGGACCGUUUUUCACACAUGCACUCAAGACGCUGAAAUUGAUGAGUAAUUCUCACAGCCCGAGGCAUUUGUGUUGGAAAAUAAAUGGAAUAAUCAAUUUUCGGUUGUCGCCUCUGGCCAUCAGUGUGUCAAUGUUUUCACCAUUUCUUUACAUGCCGGCUGAUUUAAAUACAUAUAUAUUUGUAAGUUAUACCACUCUUGGACCACAAAGAGCAGGGAAAGCGGCUGGGAAAUUGUAUAAAAAUGUGCUUCCCAAACAAUUCAUCGCAACGAAGGACGGGAAUUGGAAUAGGCGACCCAAAACUAUAAUAAAUAAACUCUAGCAAUUCCUUGGAGCGUUCAUCAAAGCAAAAUUGAUAUCAAUCAUACCAACACAACCGCCCAAACAAUGGUAUCUGCGUCUGUGUGAUGGCAAAUUGAAACAUUGUAUAAAAUACUGGCCAGCCCGCAAACCACCCACUCGGCAAAUUGGCCUUAAAAAUAAAACACCAUCAACACGAGGCCGACGGAAAAAAAACUUAUCAAAUUUAAAGGAAUUGCCAAGUUAUUUUUAGCCGAAGCCCGAUCUCCCGCAAAGGAAGAAAAUAAGUGGUGGAUUUUCCUUUGCGGCUUCAACUUUAAAGCCAAAGGAACAAAACAAUGGCUGGAAAAUGAAAACAAAGACGCCGCGGCCAUGCGUGACAUUGCUGGAAAUGUAUGCGGCGGAAAAUGAAGUCAUUAC